GUCGGUGAGGUGUACAUGACGCCAUUUUGACGUGACAGCGGAGCCACUAGCGGUGACAGAGAACUCUCCAGAAUCCUCGUCUACGAGUCGAAUUUACUAAAAAAAAAAAAAAAAGAGCUUCCUUUCAUAACAAACGACAAACCUGAGAGGAUGGGGAAUGUCUUUGCGAAUCUCUUUAAAGGGCUGUUUGGGAAGAAGGAGAUGAGGAUCCUGAUGGUGGGCCUGGAUGCCGCCGGCAAAACCACCAUUCUGUACAAACUCAAGCUGGGCGAGAUUGUCACCACCAUCCCCACGAUCGGUUUUAAUGUGGAGACGGUGGAGUAUAAGAACAUCAGUUUCACAGUGUGGGAUGUGGGCGGCCAGGACAAAAUCAGACCCCUGUGGAGACACUACUUUCAGAACACACAAGGACUGAUCUUUGUAGUGGACAGUAACGACAGAGAGCGAGUCAACGAAGCGAGGGAGGAACUGACGAGAAUGCUGGCGGAAGAUGAACUGCGUGAUGCCGUUCUGCUCGUUUUCGCAAACAAACAGGACCUGCCCAAUGCAAUGAACGCGGCUGAGAUCACAGACAAGCUCGGGCUCCACGCACUGCGCCAUCGCAACUGGUACAUCCAGGCCACGUGCGCUACAAGCGGGGACGGCCUGUACGAGGGCCUCGACUGGCUCUCCAACCAGCUCAAGAACCAGAAAUGAACCAUUCCACCCACCCUCAGAUCUGUGUGUGUAUAUGUAUGUUGAUGUGUGUGUGUGUGUGUGUAUGUGUGUGUGUGAGAGAUAAAGAGAAAGAGAGAUGUUGGCCUUGCCUAAACCUUAGCUGGUCUCAGUAUAUUUUUAUCCCCACAGAGAGAAAGAGAGAGAGAGUGUGUGUGUGUGUGUGUGUGUGUGUGUGUGUGUGUGUGUGUGUGUGUGUGGAAGUGCCAUUUUACCAACUCAAGUGUGUUUGUGUGUGGACACGAGUGCAACAUUCAGCACAAACCUCAACGGUUCUCAAUCUUCUUUAGUCUUUCAUAAGGGUUAAGGCUUCGCUCUGUGUGUGUGUGUGUGUGUGUGUGUGUGUGUAUAUGUGAGUGUAAAUGUGUGAUUCUGAGUGCAAGUGUUUACUUAGUGUGUAUGAGAGAAAGAAAGUGUGUCUGCUUGGACCAUAGAUAUACAUAUUAUAACCUUGCGUUCACUCUAGCAAGCGACAGGUGACCAGUUAUUCUGAAAAAAAAAAAAAAAAAAAUGCUGGUCAGGCCACGUCCACUCACGUGAUCAGUAACAGUCGUUAUAUGCCCACAAGAGACAAACUACAAGUUACUUGCUAGUGUGAAUGCAGGGUUAGAGACGGAGAUAGAUGAUGAUGUCAUUCUGUACAGAGCCACGCUGUAAAAUGAUCGUCUGUGGACAUGUAACCUAUUCCUAAAAGAAGGAAAACGUUGAGGUUUGUUGUUUUUUUUUUUUUCUUGCAGCAGAAUGUAAUUUACUUGUUACAUGACAUUUCAUGUGUAAGUCUUAUUUAAUUGCUUUAACAACUGAAAUGCAAGACAGACAAUAGCUUGUGCACGUGUUGUUUACUUUUAGCUGAGUCUUUGUUAGCUACAUCAGCUUGUUGGAUUAGAUUAUUUAUUUGAUGAAGGUCAGUUAAGCAAGUUAAGGAAUGGGAAAAAAAAAUAAUCAGAUGUUGCUUUCCGAAGGACAAAAUAACCUCCGAAAAAUGCGUAGAAGUUAACGGAAUGUACGUGGCGGUGGCUUCAGUAAUGUCGGCUGUCCACGUCUCUAAUGUGUAUAUCUAUGGCUCAGACUGAGGACGGACCCCGGCGUGCCUUUCACACACCUCUCCUUCAAAACAAUUCUUUCAUACACACUCUCUCCUUUUCUCCUUUUUUUUUCAUCCUCAAAAGUGGAUUUCAGAUAGCAGAGGAGGAAGGAUGGGUUUGCGACCUGCUUGACGAUACUGCUUUUAACUUGGCUUUGUUGAAUCGUUGAAAAUUUUCAAAAUGGCAGAUGUGUAUAAGUGUAAAGUAGUGCAGUUUAAUAUUUAUAAAUAUUUUUACUUUGUUACGUUCAAGUUCUGUGUGUUAUGUGGCUAAGUAUUUCAUCUGUACAUGAUCACUGAUUGCUUAGCCUGCUGCUUGCAUGCUAGGUAGCUGAUAAGUUACUUUGAAGACGUAUGUAGAAGAAACAGACCAACAAGUGGACGAGGAAAUGUUCCUCAACAAUGUUUAAUCAAAACGGUUUAUAAGGCAAAUCCUGGUUAUUGGCUACAUAAGCUGAUCAUGUGACAGUUGCGUGUCAUACAAGGGCGUGUUAAAAGCAGUAUUGGAAAGCAGGAUUGUUUGUUUGGUUCCCUGCAAUAACUCAUAAAAAUCCACCAAUAGUGUUACAGGCAUGUUGAAUAUGGGCCAGACGUUCUUUUCUAUGGGUGCACUUUUAUUCUAUUUAAUAAUGAAGAAAAUUCAGCCCUGGUGUGUGUUGUGUAGCAGGAACGGCAUUGUAACCUGUAUCAGGUUGGGAAGAUCCUUUUCCAUCCUCGAUUGUCCCUUGCAUCAUUUGAAAAUCCCCCCCCCCCCCCUUUUUUUUUUCUGCCACCUCUCUUCUGAUUCCGCAGUUUAGUUUUCAGUCCUGAACGGGUGUAGGAUAGAGACAAGCCAGAAGAGUGUGUCUGGGUUCUUGACUGUACACUACCUUUCAACCAAGCACAAUCACAGUACAUUCCCCACUCCUUCCCUUGUACUUUUGGACUUGAUUUAAAUUAAAAACCCUUCAAUCA
This is a messenger RNA of Pangasianodon hypophthalmus (striped catfish), 2752 nucleotides long. It is a transcript of the gene arf2b, whose product is annotated as ADP-ribosylation factor 2b. Gene Ontology annotation, biological process: vesicle-mediated transport; intracellular protein transport. Gene Ontology annotation, molecular function: GTPase activity; GTP binding. NCBI's taxonomy places the organism in Eukaryota, Metazoa, Chordata, Actinopteri, Siluriformes, Pangasiidae. The coding region runs from base 151 to 696 and encodes 181 amino acids. Gene Ontology annotation, cellular component: cytoplasm; plasma membrane. The transcript has 5 exons. The record is from RefSeq and is a predicted model, not a curated record.